AUGUCACGGCCAGCAGCGCGCAAAGUCGCGCCUAAAGGGGAGUACAUUGAGACGGAUUCUGGUAACAAAGUGUCCCGGCGGUCAGCCAUCACCGGCACAGCGAAUAUCACGCUGGGCGGACGUACCGUCAUAAUGGCCGAUGUGCAGUUACGAGGCGACUUACAUCCGACGCGAAGUGCGCCAUCGCAAAGCGGCAAAGAGGUCACACCCACCAGUAUCAGCAUUGGACGAUGUACGGUAAUUUCGACGGGAAGUGUGAUCAAGCCGCCAAGUCGAAUAAGUAGAGGUCAAGUACAUUACUAUCCAAUGAAGAUUGGGGAUAAUGUCUUUGUUGGACCAAAUUGCACGAUACAAGCCAUCAACAUCUCAUCACAUGUCCACAUCGGUGAAAAGGUCAUCAUCAGCCCGUUUGCCAUUAUCAAGGAGAACGUCAAGAUCCUGCCCAACACGGUGGUACCGGCAAACAUGGUGAUUGCGUCGGGAUCCGUGGUCGCCGGCCAGCCUGCAAGAGUUGUAGGCGAAGUUGGAGAAGGCUGGGGCGUUAGUGCAGGGGGAUCUGGUGGAGGGGGAUUGAGCAUGGCAGGCGGGGGGGAAGAGAAAUGGGUGGAGGGUGGGGAUUUGCGCGAGCUGGUACGAAGUGUCAAGUGA
This is a messenger RNA of Plenodomus lingam JN3, 648 nucleotides long. RefSeq lists its product as uncharacterized. Gene Ontology annotation, cellular component: dynactin complex. NCBI's taxonomy places the organism in Eukaryota, Fungi, Ascomycota, Dothideomycetes, Pleosporales, Leptosphaeriaceae. The record is from RefSeq and is a predicted model, not a curated record.